Cricetulus griseus (Chinese hamster) is the source of this 1834-nucleotide messenger RNA. The record is from RefSeq and is a predicted model, not a curated record. Lineage: Eukaryota; Metazoa; Chordata; Mammalia; Rodentia; Cricetidae.
AUGGCCGAAGCGCGCACAUCUCGGUGGUACUUUGGGGGGCUGGCCUCCUGCGGAGCCGCCUGCUGCACGCACCCGCUAGACCUGCUCAAGGUGCACCUCCAGACACAACAGGAAGUAAAGCUGCGCAUGACGGGAAUGGCGCUGCAGGUGGUGCGAACCGAUGGCUUCCUGGCGCUCUACAAUGGCCUGAGCGCCUCGCUGUGUAGGCAGAUGACCUACUCCCUGACUCGGUUCGCUAUCUACGAGACCAUGCGGGACUACAUGACCAAGGACAGCCAGGGGCCUCUCCCCUUCUACAGCAAGGUGUUGCUGGGCGGCAUCAGUGGUUUAACUGGAGGCUUCGUGGGGACCCCAGCAGAUUUGGUCAAUGUCAGGAUGCAGAAUGACAUGAAGCUGCCCCUGAGCCAGCGACGCAACUACUCUCAUGCCCUGGAUGGUCUGUACCGUGUGGCCCGUGAAGAAGGCCUGAGGAAGCUCUUCUCGGGUGCAACCAUGGCAUCCAGCCGCGGGGCCCUGGUCACUGUGGGCCAGCUGUCCUGCUAUGACCAGGCCAAGCAGCUGGUCCUCAGCACUGGGUACCUGUCUGACAACAUCUUCACUCACUUUGUCUCCAGUUUCAUUGCAGGCGGAUGUGCCACAUUCCUGUGCCAGCCCUUGGAUGUGUUAAAGACCCGCUUGAUGAACUCUAAGGGCGAAUAUCAGGGUGUUUUCCACUGUGCAAUGGAGACCGCAAAGCUUGGACCACAGGCCUUUUACAAGGGCCUCUUUCCUGCGGGCAUCCGUCUCAUCCCCCACACUGUACUCACCUUCAUGUUCCUGGAGCAGCUCCGGAAGCACUUUGGCAUCAGAGUGCCAACCUGACCCCACCACGGACACCUGGGCCAUGCUCGGUCACUGUGCUGAGCUCCCUGGAAGCGUGGGAGGGGAGCAGACUCCCCUUCUUGGCCUGGGCCCCUGCAGGCUUGUUGCUCCCACCCUUGGGCUGGCUAGGCCUCCUUACCCUGCCUGGGCCAGGGCUUACUUCAGUGGCCUUUGUCCCUUCCAUAGACCCACUGGACUGGAACCUGCCCUACAUGUUCGCAGGCUCUCCCCAUUGGGCUUUUGCCCUGUCUUCCCACCCCAUGAUUCACUCAGGAGAAGAGGUCUGGCUCAGACUGGUAUUGCUGUCUCCACCUCCCUAGCUGCCCUGCCUGUCAAGCAGGAGGAAGCUGACCACUUCCUGCUCCCAGCUGGCCCUCUGUUCAUUGAGCAGCGUCCACCCAGAACCUACAUGGUGUGGAGGGUGUGACCAUGGCAGCUUCUGCUUACCCAACAACUGGAGCACGCACGCACUUUUAUCACGAGAGGGACCAUCAUGUAGCACCCUUGAAGGUACUGCCUUCAGGAGAGGGAGCAGGCAGCAGGAACCACCAUCCAGCACAUUUCAUGACAGUGGAGUCCAGAGAAAGUGCCUGAGGUUCCCUUGGGCACUUGCCACACGCAGCCACGGCCAUCAGAAACUGUCCCUCGCACAUGUGUGCUCUCCCUAGCUUGGCUUCCCUGGGGGCAGGGGGAGCAUGCUGGCAGAGCUGGGGCCAUGAUGGCUUGUAUGUGCCCGACAGGGACUUGUCUUGUUAUAUGGCAGUGGUUACCCCUCUCCAUCCCCCAGGCACCUUCAAAGCAGCCUGCCUGGUUCUCCCCAAACAGUGUUGGGUACAGGGCAUGAGGUUGGGCUCUGUGCCCAUUCCUCCCUAGCAGGACCCGGGGGCACUGCCUGCACCCACCCCUCUUCCUUCAGGGUCUAAUAAAGCAAGUGGCCUGGGGGCCUUCAUGUCUCCCUGCACCUCACCUCCAA